AUGUCGAUGGCUUUGAGAUUUGCUCGCCCAGCUGCUAGAGCCUUACCAAGAUACUCUAACAUUGCUGCUAUCAACUUUGCUCGUGCUUACGCCGGUAAGUCAUGGCCUGCUCACACUGUCAUUCAAAUGCCUGCCUUGUCCCCAACUAUGGAACAAGGUGGUUUGGCAGUUUGGAGCAAGAAGAUUGGUGACAGAUUGGAACCAGGUGAAGUUAUCGCUGAAGUCGAAACCGACAAGGCUCAAAUGGACUUUGAAUUCCAAGAAGAAGGUUACUUGGCCAAGGUUUUGGUCGAAGACGGUACCAAGGACCUCCCAGUCGGUACCCCAAUCGGUGUUUACGUUGAAAAUGCUGACGAUGUUGCUGCAUUUGCCGAUUUCACUGCCGCUGACGCUGGUGCUGCCCCAGCCGCUGCCCCAGCCGCCAAGGAAGAAGCUGCUCCAGCCCCAGCCGCCGCUGCUACUCCAGCCCCAGCCGCCACCAAGGCUGCUGUUGCUACCAAGUCUAGUGCCCCUGCUGGCAGAAUCUUUGCUUCUCCAUUGGCCAAGACAAUUGCUUUGGAAAAGGGUAUUUCUUUGAAGAACAUCACCGGUACCGGUCCACGCGGUAGAAUUACUGCCAAGGACGUCGAAAGCUACGUUCCAGCCGCUGCCCCAGCCCCAGCUGCUACUAAGGCCGCUGCCCCAGCUGUUCCAUCCGCCGGUGUUUAUGAAGAUAUUCCAAUCUCUUCUAUGAGAAAGACCAUCGCCAAGAGACUUACCUCUUCUGUUCAAACUUCCCCAAGUUACAUUGUCUCCUCCAAUAUGUCUGUCUCUAAGCUUCUUAAACUUAGAGCUUCUUUGAACGGUGCCUCUAACGGUGAAUACAAAUUGUCCAUCAACGACAUUCUUAUCAAGGCCAUCGCCAAGGCUGCCCAAAAAGUCCCACAAGUUAACUCAUACUGGUUGGAAGACCAAGGUGUUAUUCGUCAAUUUGCCAAUGUUGACGUUUCCGUUGCCGUUGCCACCCCAACCGGUUUGAUCACCCCAGUUGUCAAGGAAGCCCACUCCAAGGGUUUGGCCACCAUUUCCAAGGAAAUCAAAGACUUGGGUAAGCGUGCCAAGAUUGGUAAAUUGACUCCAGAAGAAUACCAAGGUGGUACCAUUACCAUCAGUAACUUGGGCAUGAACCCAGCCGUGAACAUGUUCACUUCUAUCAUUAACCCACCACAAAGUGCCAUCAUUGCCAUCAGUACCCUUGACAAGAAGGUUGUUCUCGACAACAGCAGCGAAAAGGGUUUCGCUUUCGAAGACACUUUGACCAUCACUGGUACUUUUGACCACAGAGUCAUUGACGGUGCCGUUGGUGGUGAAUUCAUCAAGGCGUUGAAGGAGACUAUUGAAAACCCAUUGAGUUUGUUGCUUUAA
Messenger RNA from Saccharomycopsis crataegensis, 1404 nucleotides. It is a transcript of the gene LAT1, whose product is annotated as dihydrolipoyllysine-residue acetyltransferase. Lineage: Eukaryota; Fungi; Ascomycota; Saccharomycetes; Ascoideales; Saccharomycopsidaceae. The record is from RefSeq and is a predicted model, not a curated record. The transcript is spliced from 2 exons. Gene Ontology annotation, molecular function: dihydrolipoyllysine-residue acetyltransferase activity. Bases 1 to 1404 code for a protein of 467 amino acids. Gene Ontology annotation, biological process: pyruvate decarboxylation to acetyl-CoA.